Molecule: messenger RNA, 1779 nt
Organism: Momordica charantia (bitter melon)
Lineage: Eukaryota; Viridiplantae; Streptophyta; Magnoliopsida; Cucurbitales; Cucurbitaceae
Product: putative flavin-containing monooxygenase 1
Molecular function (GO): N,N-dimethylaniline monooxygenase activity; NADP binding; flavin adenine dinucleotide binding
Source: RefSeq, a predicted model, not a curated record
AGCUCAAAUUUUUGCAGAUUAUUAAUCUUCUAUAUCACCAACCCACCUUCAUAAGCAGCUAAAAAAAUGGCCGAAAACAACCGCCGAUCAGUAUCCAAAAUUGGCAUAAUCGGGGCCGGCAUUAGCGGGAUCGCCGCCGCCAAGCAUCUCUCCGGCCACCACCCGGUGGUGUUCGAGGCGACGGACUCGAUCGGCGGCGUGUGGAGGCACUGCUCUUUCCGGACCACCAGGCUGCAGACCCCUCGCCGGGAUUUUCAAUUCUCCGACUACCCGUGGCCGCCGGAGAGUGAGAGCAAUGAUUUUCCGACAUAUUUGGAGGUGCUGGAUUAUUUGCAUGGUUAUGCCACCAACUUUGAUGUGCUCAAGUUCGUGAAAUUUAAUUCCAAAGUGGUCCAACUCCGGUACAUUGGCGGCCGGGAAACCGAUCGAGAACAUGACGUGGAUUCAACGCCGGCCGGAGAGUACGGAAGCCUCCUCAACGGCCACCCCGCUUGGGAGGUCGCCGUUGAAGACACUCAGCUCAACACCAUCCAGUGGUAUGAGUUUGAGUUGGUGGUGAUAUGUGUGGGAAGAUAUGGAGACAUACCAAACAUGCCAAAAUUCCCUCCCAACAAAGGUCCAGAGGUUUUCAAAGGCAAGGUUUUGCACUCCAUCGACUACGCCAAGCUCGACCACGACGCUGCACGCGCCCUGCUUCACCACAACCGUGUCGCUGUUGUCGGGUAUCGCAAAUCUGCCAUCGAUGUAGCGGUUGAAUGCGCCGAAGCAAACCAAGGACCUGAAGGGAAGCCCUGCACCAUGGUUAUCAGGUCACUGCAUUGGACAGUCCCAUGUUAUAGAAUUUGGGGUUUGCCCUUUUUCUUGUUUUACUCAACAAGGUUCUCUCAGUUCCUCCAAGAGAGCCCAAAUCAAGGCCUUUUCAAGGCCCUUUUCUGCUCCCUCAUUUCUCCAACGAGAAAGGCAAUAUCGAAGUUCAUAGAGUCAUAUUUGACAUGGAAGCUGCCAUUGGAGAAGUAUGGGCUGAAGCCAGAGCACCCAUUUGAAGAGGACUAUGCUUCUUGCCAAAUGGCUAUUUUGCCUGAGAAUUUCUUUGAGGAGGCUGAGAAAGGCAAGAUUCAGUUCAAAAGGGCAUCAAAAUGGUGGUUUUGGAGUGGGGGACUUGAAUUUGAAGACAACACCAAAUUGGAAGCUGAUGUUGUCAUUCUCAACACUGGCUUUCUAGGCAAACAAAAGCUCCAAUCCUUGUUGCCUCACCCUUUCAGAAGCCUCUUGGUUGACUCUUCGGACAUCAUCCACUUGUACAAGGGUGUGAUUCAUCCACUGGUACCAAACAUGGCGUUUGUGGGGUAUAUGGAGAGCGUAUCAAACCUCCGCACGGCGGAGCUUCGGUGCAAGUGGGUGGCACGGCUGGCGGAUGAUCGUUUCAAGCUUCCGAGCAUCGAUGGAAUGCUUGAACAGACUGCAAGAGAGGUUCAAGUUAUGAAGAGGACCACACGUUUCUAUAAGCGUCAAUGCAUCUCCACAUUCAGCAUUAACCACACCGAUGAGAUUUCUCAGGAGAUGGGAGACACUUUGGCAAACAAAUAAAAUAAAUAAAUUAUAACACAACCUUUAUUUUCUGCCCUUAUUAAUGAGAGAAACUGAGUUUGUUAUGUCAUAUUUAUUUGCAAUACAAUGUAUUAACUCUUAAGUAUCGUUAAUAAAAUAAUUAAGCCAAAGUUCUCCUCAAUAGCUAUGUUGUGUUUCUUCAUGGCAUAUGCAGAGGGGUGUCUAGGAUUA